UGUUGUGCUGAAAGGAAGAAUUAACUGGUCUUUCAACUUCAGCCUUUUUAUUGUGAGAGGGGAGAUCACAGAAGUGUUACCAUGGGGAGAACAGCAGCUAAAGAUUCAAAGAAUAUUAGAAAAGAGAAAGAUGGAAAGAAUCAGCAGGCAAACAACCCGUCUUUAAAAAGUGAACAGUUUAAUUGGGAUGAUUAUCUGAAAGAGACUGAAUCAGUAGCUGCCCCUCUGCAUUGUUUCAGACAGUCUAGAGUUCCACCUACGAAUGAUUUCAAAGUUGGUAUGAAACUGGAAGCCCACGAUCCUCGCAAUGUUACCUCAGUUUGUAUAGCUACAGUAAUUGGAAUCACUGGUGCCAGGCUAAGGUUGCGGCUGGAUGGAAGUGACAAUAAAAAUGAUUUCUGGAGGCUUGUGGAUUCCUCGGACAUACAGCCCAUCGGGACCUGUGAAAAGAAAGGGGGCAUGCUCCAGCCUCCACUUGGGUUCCAGAUGAAUGCAUCCUCUUGGCCAAUGUUUCUCUUAAGAACUCUAAAUGGAGCUGAAAUGGCACCUGCAGCAUUCUUUAAGAAGGAACCACCAAAACCUGUGCCAAACUGCUUUAAAGUUGGAAUGAAACUUGAAGCUAUAGAUAGAAAGAACCCAUACCUGAUUUGCCCAGCAACCAUUGGAGAUGUUAAGGGAGAUGAAGUUUUUGUUACAUUUGAUGGCUGGAGUGGAGCAUUUGACUAUUGGUGCAGGUGUGAUUCUCGAGAUAUUUUCCCAGUCGGAUGGUGUAGCUUGACAGGAGAUACAUUACAACCACCAGGGAACAAUGUUUCCAUUACAAAGAGCAGUGCAAAAAUCCAAUCUUCCCCUUCCAAAGUGACCCGGCGUUCAAUGCAGUCUCCACAGAAAUCUGCUCCAGUACCGGCGCAGCGGGGCAGGAAACCAGGUCGGGGCAAACCCCCUGGACAGUCUGCAGUUCCCAAGAAGGGCAGGUCUCCUAAAAAUAUUCCCCUGACAAAAAGCACCUCUCAUACUGAAAAUCUUAAAACAAGGAAAAAAAGUUUAAAACCUGGAAAAAAGAAAAAAGUCUUGCCAGAGCAACUGGCUCCUACAUCUCCUUCUCCUCAGUCGUCUCCUGAGGGGGACAAUGGCACUAUGCAGAUACUUAAAGAUGGAACCAGUUUGUCUGGUGCAACUGCAGCAGUUAUAUCCACAGUGUGUGUUUAUGUGAACAAACAUGGAAAUUCUGGGCCUCACCUGGAUAAGAAGAAGGUUCAGCAGCUUCCAGACCAUUUUGGACCAGGUCCUGUCAAUGUGGUGCUUCAGCAGGCUGUACAGGCUUGUGUGGAUUGUGCCUAUCAAGCCAAAACAGUCUUUGGAUUUCUGAAAUCUGGCCAUCAUGGAGGGGAAAUGAUAACUGCUUCCUUUGAUGGGGAAAAGCAUGCCAUCAAUCUUCCUUCUGUAAACAGUGCAUCGUUUGUCCUACGCUUCUUGGAGAAAGUCUGCCACAGUCUGCAGUGUGAUAAUCUCUUCAGUAGCCAGCCUUUCAGCCCUUACAUGGGAUGUGCACAUAGUCCUAUGGAAUACGAUAGGAAUAAGCCAGCCAAAGAAGAAAUACCUGAAAACAGGAGUGCUAAACGAUACUCUCAGGACUCUCCAUCAUACACUGCUCCUCUUUCCCCUAAGCUUCCCAGAAACGAUGCUCAUCCAUCUGAAGCAGAAACAUUGCCUAUAGAGGAAAACAGCACUUCCAAAGAACACCGAUUUUCUGAGGACUCUAUGGAUUCUGCACUUAAUUCUGUAAAUCCGUCAAACCCAACCUGUCGUAAUUCCACGGAGUACCGUACUUCAGGAAAUGCUGCAUAUUACAGAAAUUCCCACCAGCCAGCAACUGCUACCUCAAAUUCAGCCCCAGUCCUGCGCAGGCUGUCCCUGAGCUCUGCUGGGAGCAGUGGUUACUAUGAAGUCAGCAGGAAUCGGAUACAGAGGCGGAUUGAAGCUGCAAGUUCCACAACUGGACCGGAUUUGAAUUCACUAAAAAGGGAACCUUCAAGAAUAUUGAAUAAGGAUCCUUCCACUUGGUCAAUAGAGGAAGUAGUGCGUUUCGUGAAAGAAGCUGAUCCACGGGCACUGGCUCCACAUGCAGAACUCUUUAGGAGACAUGAAAUUGAUGGGAAGGCACUACUCUUACUGAGGAGUGAUAUGAUAAUGAAAUAUAUGGGACUGAAGCUGGGGCCUGCCCUGAAGUUGUGCUACCACAUUGAACGACUUAAACAAGGAAAGUUCUAGCCAGUGGGGAUACAACAAACACGUGUGCUCGGAUCACACCAAGCUCUCAGGUUCACAGCCAUCGCCUUGAUUUGAAACUUUUGCUGAUAUAAACCUUUAUUUUUUGAAAGUGCUCUUGAAAUGUAAAAGAGACAUUCAGGAUGAAGGGGAGGGUAGGGAUUUGUGUUACAUUCUUGUAUUUUUGCAGAUUGUUUCACAGAAAGUUGGCGGUGAGGGACAAUUGAUCAUACUGGGUGUGGGCAGGUGUGGUAACAACACUCUCCGAAUCCUGAAAAGUGUGUUCUUUGUUACAGGCUUCAGCCAACGUGUUCAUAUCCAGAACCAAAACAGCUGAAUCCCAAAGGGACAUAAUAAAUUGAACCAGCAUCAGGUGUUAAUAAUUUUUACAGGGAUGGCUGUAAACUUUUAUAUUGCAAGAAAAUCUUAAAAUAGAAUCAUCUCUGUAAUGAAUACUCUGGUCUUUCAGAAGAGAGGAAGGGUUAUGGAAGAGAGGGCUUAAUACAAAUAUAAGCUUUUAUAAAGUGUGAUUAUCAGUCCUUUGGGAAGUUAUGAGGACAAAUGUACCGUAUAUUGUCAAUUUAGGCAGGCAGUAAAUAUUUCUGUUUCAUGGAAGGUCAUAUUGGCUGUAUAAACAGCCAUUUCUGAGACAGACUGAUUUCACUGGAACAAUGCAUCCACAUAUUAAGCAUUCCAUCUUUUUGCUAAGUAUGGCAUAGAUGUGUGUGUUCAUGCUUUUUACAUGUACACGUGUAUGUGUCAGGGAAAUACAUACUAUAUAAAUAUAAAAAUAUACAUACACAUUGUACAUAUAUAUUCAGUUUUUUAAUGUGUACUUUGCACUGUGCCAGAGAGAACUGUACAAUUUCUUGUUGGUUUUUUUUACCAGUAAAUGUAGUUGUGUAUUACUUUCAUUAGCACCUGUUUAAUUUGUUCUUGGAAUCAGAAGGUGACAAACAAUCAAAAGGUGUCUUUAUUCAUACAGGCGAGACCCUGUACUAUGCAAUACUCCUGGUUAUUCAUCCCUUAACUCUGAGCCAUAUAUUCUGAUAUAUUUUUGGAAAGACACGUUUGGUUCCAAUGUUUUGGGUUUAUAUUUCCUGUGAGGAAGUGCUACUAUGUAACUGAUAAACCUUUUUUUGGGUAAAAUUGGUGCUGUUUGUAUAAGCUGCAAGAAUGAGUGGUGAUAAUAAAACAGUUUGUUGUCACUGCCAGUUGUAAAAUACAUCAGGGACAAGAAAAUACACUUUCUUUUUAGGAAACUGAAUGUACUAUAUGUAAUAGUCAAGUGAUAAAAACUGUUUGUUAGGGAAGGUGUAGUCCUAAAAUGGUAGGAUUUAUUAUAUUUCUUAAUGCCUUUUUAUAUGAAAACAUAUAGUAUAAAUGUAUUUUUUACAAAUUACUUUUUUGAAAAUGCCUUUCUUUACCCAUAGACUGAUACUCAUCAGAUUUCAGCAGAGAUGCUGCUAGAAAACAGUGAAUUUUGUGACUCACAAGUCCAAGUAUUGUGUUAUUUUAAGUGACUGCAAUGCAAUUUCAAUUCAGCAAGUCAUUUGGGCCCUGAAAAUUGUUUUUGUUAUUACAUCAUUAGGCAUUUGACACUAAAGUUUAUCUGUAUCGAUUUGUUUUGCAUAUCUUUUUGUGGUGCAUGUAUGCUUAGAUGAAUAAUACAGGCAUGCUCUUUAUAGUAAGAAAAGGUCAGAGCAGUGAUUGAAGAAACAGAAUAUUUUCUCUUUUUGUUAGAAAAAUACUGACUUAACUUUCAUAUGGUUACACCAAAAAUUAUAUAUUAAGGAAAACAUCAUGCCCCACAUGUUGAGUAUAUUGUUUAUACAUAUAUAUAAUUGUAUACUACUUCUUCUAUGCUUUAUUAUGCUGAAUUUGGGUUCUUCAGCAUAAAAAGAUCUCAUACAAUUUAAGUGGAAGUAAUUGACUGAAAACAGUUUUCAUUUUUUACAUUGCCCUUGGCAUAAGAAAAACAAAGAUGUUUAAAUUUUCUGUUUGGCCUUUAUGGAAUGACAUUUUUGUACAUGGCACUAUUAUGGGUAUAAAUAUUUGUUCAAGGCUUUCUGUGCACCCAUGUGCACAAAGAUAACUGUGAUGUUGAUGUACCAGAAAUUGGCCGUGUGCUGUAGCGUGAGAUUCAAGCACUCUGAGUGCUACAGCAGAAUAUAUUUUUUAUUCUUUAUUUUCAGUGGGACGUUCUUAUCUAGCAAGAAAAAUAAAACAGUUUGUUCAUUGUUGUAACUGUCCGUUCUGUUUGACGCCGUGUGGAUGUGUGAGCGCUCUCUGCGUAGGCAAGGGUGGCUGUCUUACCUGGCAUUUGGCAGUUCUUGACAGUUCAUGGAAACAUCUGAUGUAAGGAAGUUUUAAUGAAAAGGGUAAGAUCAUUCCAACAUUGUUCAUCUGAAGCAAUUAGUGUUUGAACUUGGAUUGUUCUGUGCUUUCAAAAUAAAAACUUGUUUAGUUAUUCAACUAUUUCAUUUUAUAUAUCUCAUUUUGCAACUUACAGCUUACAGAAUUCUCAUAUAACCACUGAGGGGAAGAGACUGAUAAAAACUGUUUGUGCUGUGUUCAGAUAAAGACACAACAUAUUUUUAAUCAAAGCAGUUAAUGGCAAUUAAGUUUGAACUUCGUACACCUCAAGCUUUCUUACUUCUGUGAUACAGAAGUCUCUUGUUCCAGUGGCUGUUUGCAGCAAUCAACCUGUGCCUGAGAAGGAACUUGGAUUGGGUUAAUGGUAACCUCACAACUGUCACAGGCAGAUAACGAAAAUUGGAAGCUGGCAGUGACAAUAGUCCAGAGGCAUUUUGCAUCUGAUCUCUCUCAGAACAUACUUAGUAUUUUUUUGGUGUUUAUUUGAUAUACAUGACAAUAUGAUUUAGUCUCUUUGUUUCUCCAAGUUGCUUUUCUGUCAACAUGUAUUCAUCUGUUUAUCUGGUUCUGUAACUUUUGGUCAUCUUGGAAGACAGUGCCAUAACUCCUCAGUGCAUCAUAGGACUAUUGGAAAUUAAAUACUGCUGCCUGGGAGGACUAGCAGCUCUAACAAUUAUUUUUGCAGAACACCUAUGCAGUAGUGGAAUUGAAGAAGUCUGGAGGAGGGUAGACUGUGGCAGUAUACAUAUUGUAGGACUUUUUCACACAUAUGUAGGAAUGACGGUGAAAGACAGCAAAUUAUGUUAUAAAUGUUGGCUUGAAGGAUGGAGCAUCUUCCCCUUUUUUGUUGCUUUGGAUAAAGACACACUAUUUUUUAUUUCAGGUGGUAGACACAGGUGCAAAGAUGUUGAUCUGAUUACUCGUAUUUGUAGAAACUCUUCUUCCUCUGCAGUCAGGGAUAUAAUUUGCAAAAAGCAAUGUUAGCCUUCUCUGUAGCUCUGACAGUUUUGUGUGAGUCUGUGAAUGUGGUUAUGUAAGCUCUGAACAUGAUACAAAAAUCCUAAAUUUGAGUAUCUCAAGUAUUUCUGUAGGGGAAAAAUGAAACCCUGGGUGGGGAUGACUAAAAUCUUGAACUUUUAACCUGAUCAGAUAAAAGUUUUAUAAGUGUUUCUUUGUGCUUUUCUUUCCUGUAAUUGAAGUUGAAAUUCAGAGAAUUGAAAUACAGAUACACUGAGGCAAACUUGUAUUCAGUACUUCAGCCUUCUCCAUGUUCUAUGUAAUGAGGUACCCCGUCUCAUUCAGCAGUGGGCCCAAGUUUUCCCCAGUCUUCCUUUUGUCACCUAUAGAGUGUUGUCUAUUUUAAUGCAGGAUCAUGGAGAGAAAAACAUCUUAAAAGGGGAUGAUAGCAGUAUUUUUUUCUUUGAUUGGCUAGCUAGUUACAUAAUAGAGUAAAAUGAAUGAAGAAGUGUGAACCUCUUCUAAGUAAUGAGCAUCUUCAUCCUUCUGUCACUCUUUCUGCCAAGUUGAAGCUGUGUAGAGUUACACUGGCUUGGCUUGAAGAGGAAAAAGGAAAAAAGAGAGACCUCGUUGAGAUCAGUUUCAAAGGUCAUAUAUUCCUCCUCUCUAUUUUUGUUACAUGUAAAACUGUGGGAGUGAGUAAAAAGUGCUCAUUUGGAAGUGCCUAAGAGUGAUGCAGGGAGGCAGAAGCUGAUUUCGUUCUCAUUUUAGUGGUGAAAUAAUUGCUGCUUUUUUUUCGAGCCUUGAUUAUAAUCUUUUGCUCUGUAAAGCUUACUAACUAGCCCAUAAUCCUGGGAUUGUGUCCCCCAACUGUCAGUAUUCCUGUUGUUUCAAAGGUCAUGCAGAGCGAUUUUGAGACUUGUUAAAAUCUGAACAGUCUGUUGUAAACGCACUGUGUUGUGAGUCCGCAACUGUAUCUAUCUAUAACAUUUUAUGUAUCUUUUUUUUAGUGUGAAAGCUACAGAGAUAGGUUGGGUGGUUAUUUAAUAGCAAAGUAUUUUGCUACUUUGUUCUCUGAUGGUUUGUUCUAAAUAAAUCCUCAUUAUUGUGGCUGUGGUAAUGACUGGAGUCCUGUGUGUACUUAAAAUAUGCCAUUACAGUGAUCCAGUGGGCUUUUAAAUUCCUUCCGUACAUAAUCAUCCAUCCCUGUCCUAGCAGAUAAUUUUGAUUAGCUGUAAUUUGUCCCAUUUGAAUCAGAAUUAGCUUCCAUCAGCUCCAGAAUCUCACAGUCCUGCUGUACACACUGAGGAGUCCUACACAAGCUGCUUCUCCUUAUGGCUUUGUGGACCACUGCUAGUUUUAUUUCAGCUUUCAUUAUCUGCAGGGGAACUGUUUAGCGCUGAUAGCAAAGGCUACACAUCUCUACUUCUUUUCUUUUUAAAAUACACAAAGCCAUUUUCAUCCACAGAGAUUCACAGAGAUUUUUAGCAUCCAAAAUCAAAGCCCUUUCAAACAGAUGCCAGCACAAGGGGAAGGGGGGAUUGCAUCCCAUGUUGUCUGAACAGACAAGUGUGAACAGAUGUACAGCUUGAAGCCUGCAGAAACCCUCUCUGCCAAUGGUUCCUUUCCAGUUGUGACAGCUGGAAGAAAACGAAUAUGCCACAAAACCACCACAACAAUUGCUAUUACCCUGCGUUGGCUGUCCCAGCUCUGACAUCCAGAACUGGAAAGACAAAGACUCAUCUACUCAUCUACCCUUCCAGGUGGACACUGAGGCAAUUGGCAAGGAAGUGGGAAAAAACAAAAUGAAUGGUGGCACACCUUAGAAAGUCUGGUGUUCAAAUGCAAGAGGUCAUGACUUGACUAAAUUUUUCCCUUUCUCAUAUUUAGUUUUAUUCAGUAGUUAUGGAGACACUCUAUCUCCCCAAGCAAUUGCGCUAAUGCUGUCUAGAUUUCCAAGAGUGAGGUUUUCAAACAGGUGUGAACUCUUCCUCAACUGCCAACUCUCCAGACUACUGCUGUAGAACAGGUUUCCUCUUAUUGAAGACCCUUUUGAAGGAAGGAUCUUUCCACGGGUUUCCUACUCCUGCAUGUUAUGAAAAGUAAGGGAAGUACUCUGCAGCUUGCUUGCUUUAUCUCUGAUGUAUGUACCAGCUAUUGCUACUGAUUUCAGCUCUUGCCUGGGCAUGUAUGUGGUACUGUUAUGAACAGAUGCCUCUCAUCUGCACAGUGUUACUCAAGGUGUGAUCUACAAAGUGCUUUUCUUCUUUUUGUUUUUUUUAAUCCCUGUGCUUUUAUGAGCAAAAUAGUGGGGAGGGAGAAAUUAAUAAAUAAAUGCUCAGUUUUACUCU
Molecule: messenger RNA, 7952 nt
Organism: Corvus hawaiiensis (hawaiian crow)
Lineage: Eukaryota; Metazoa; Chordata; Aves; Passeriformes; Corvidae
Gene: SCML2
Product: Scm polycomb group protein like 2
Exons: 14
Coding region: 82-2271 (729 amino acids)
Biological process (GO): regulation of DNA-templated transcription
Cellular component (GO): nucleus
Molecular function (GO): protein binding
Source: RefSeq, a predicted model, not a curated record